This is a messenger RNA of Opisthocomus hoazin, 1888 nucleotides long. NCBI's taxonomy places the organism in Eukaryota, Metazoa, Chordata, Aves, Opisthocomiformes, Opisthocomidae. The record is from RefSeq and is a predicted model, not a curated record.
UUUAAGGCCAGCCAGCGCAGCUGCCACUUCCAGUCGCGGCGUGCCCACACCUCAGGGAGGAACAUGGCAGCAGCUCAGGGAGCAGGAAGCAGUUCAGCCGGGCCAUCCGGGCUCCCCGGCUCUGCCCUGGGGCACAGCAGCAACUCCACAGCAGUGGCGGUGUGGGAAUGGCAGGAUGAAUUUGGCAGGUGGAGGCCGUACCGAGGGAACGUCUGCAGCUACAUUGAACAGGUUUUUCAGGCCUCUCAGCAGAAGGGCCGGCGUUCGGGCUCGGGGCUUGUCAGCAGCAUCCCUUUGGGACAUGCGGAUCCCGUCUUGGCUCCCUAUGUCAUCGACAUCCCAAGCUUGACGCAGUUCCGGCAGGAUACAGGGACGAUGCGGGCUGUCCGCAGGCACCUCUUCCCCGGGGACUCCGCUGCUGGGCAGGGCAUUGUCUGGGAGUGGCAGAACGACGAAGGCGGGUGGUCCCCCUACGAGAUGAACGUCUGCGUGUUCCUGGAGCAAUCCCGUGCCACCAACCACCAGCGAGUGGAUCUCGGACCCUUGGGCUACAACUACGAAGUUGACUUUGUGGCUCAAGUCCAGACCAACAAGACCACGCGAUUCCGCCGCAGCGUUCAGAGGCGCUUGGACGCCCCGUACCCGGUGUCCACCUCCCCUGCACCCCUUCACCCAGGGGUGGCUUGCUCCUGCCAGCAGUGCUGGCUGAACAGUGGGACUGGUCCCAUUACCACGCGCUACCGGCACUCCAUGACAAACUUUCCCAACUCUUCCACUACUCAUCAGGUUUCCGGUAGGACAGCAUCAGUAAGUUCUUCCAGUGUCAGCUUUGUGCCCUAUAACAAACCGACUUUGUCUGGAGCAAGGUCAACACCAAGACUCAAUGUACAGAGCACGUGGGCUUUACCUCAACCUGGAGGCCCCAGCACAGGACUGUCUGCAUCUAACGGAGUCAGCGCCCCGAACCUGCCGGUCAGGAUGCCCAAAGCCAGCAAGGUGACCCAGGCCCUGGCAGGCUGGCAGAAGAGCCCGGCAGCCUCUCUGAUGGGCCUGAUGACCACAACACCAACCGAGCCGGAAGCAGUGGUGAAGAAGUACCUGGAAGAGCUGAAGGGCUCUCCUGCUGAUGAGGACUGUAUCAUCUGCAUGGAGAAGCUGUCCUCGCCCUCAGGUUACGGCGAUGCGUGCGAGUGCAGCACGAUCAAACCAGAGACGGUCGGCCGCCUGACAAACUGCCAGCACUCCUUCCACAUGCUCUGCAUGCUGGCCAUGUACUCCAACGGGAACAAGGAUGGGAGUUUGCAGUGCCCCUCUUGUAAAACCAUCUACGGAGAGAAAACUGGGACUCAGCCCAAGGGGAAGAUGGAGGUCUCCACUUUUCCCCAGUCCCUCCCUGGCCACAAGGACUGUGGGACGAUCCAGAUUGUGUAUCACAUCAGCAGAGGCAUCCAGGGCCCUGAGCACCCCAACCCCGGGAUGCCUUACACAGCCAGGGGCUUUCCUCGCUACUGUUACCUGCCAGACAACGAGAAGGGCAGAAAGGUCCUGGAGCUCCUGAGGGUGGCCUGGAAGAGACGCCUGAUUUUCACCGUGGGCACCUCCAGCACCACCGGCGAGAGCAACACGGUGGUGUGGAACGAGAUCCACCACAAGACGGAGAUGGACACGAACCUGAGCGGCCAUGGCUACCCUGACCCCAACUACCUGGACAAUGUGCUGGCGGAGCUGGCCGCGCAGGGCGUCACCGAGGACUGCCUGCGACAAUGAGUCGGGGGGGCCCGGCUGUGCCGCGCGUGUCGGGGGCCCACCUAGUGCACUUACUCCUGUUGCCUUAAGUUCCUGUGUCCGAGCGCCUGUCGCGCUGAGCAAUAACACUGUGCCGCGGGAG